Messenger RNA from Scophthalmus maximus (turbot), 2585 nucleotides. It is a transcript of the gene sucla2, whose product is annotated as succinate-CoA ligase ADP-forming subunit beta. Gene Ontology annotation, molecular function: ATP binding; succinate-CoA ligase (ADP-forming) activity. The coding region runs from base 95 to 1492 and encodes 465 amino acids. Gene Ontology annotation, biological process: tricarboxylic acid cycle; succinyl-CoA metabolic process. Lineage: Eukaryota; Metazoa; Chordata; Actinopteri; Pleuronectiformes; Scophthalmidae. The record is from RefSeq and is a predicted model, not a curated record. Gene Ontology annotation, cellular component: succinate-CoA ligase complex; mitochondrion. The transcript has 11 exons.
CACGCGAAGGCGGCCACACACUGGGAGCCCGGACCCGACAUCGCGGUUCACGGCGCAUGCGCACCAGCAGUCGCUCCACUGUAUAGAGGGAGACAUGGCGGCGUCCCUGAUCCGCGGCCGUCUGACGGCCAGCCUGAGGACCUCCGCGGCCAGGAACACGAUCAGCUCCGCUUCCAAGGUCCUCGGCGGUUCCUCGGGCCUGUUCGGAGGCCACGCGUCCCAGCUGCAGCUGCAGCAGCAGCAGCAGCAGAGGAACCUCUCCCUCCACGAGUACAUGAGCAUCGGGCUGCUGAAGGAGGCCGGCAUCUCCGUGCCCGUUGGCCUGGUGGCCAGCUCCUCGGAGGAGGCCUACGCCGUGGCCAAGCAGAUCGGUUCAAAGGACCUGGUGGUGAAAGCUCAGGUGCUGGCCGGGGGCCGAGGGAAGGGAACGUUCGAGGGCGGACUGAAGGGCGGAGUGAAGAUCGUCUACUCUCCCGAGGAGGCCCGCGACAUUUCGUCCCAGAUGAUUGGUCGAAAGCUGUACACCAAGCAGACCGGGGAGGCGGGUCGCAUCUGCAACCAGGUGUUCAUCUGCGAGCGCAGGUAUCCGCGCAGGGAGUACUACUUCGCCAUCACCAUGGAGAGGUCGUUCCAGGGCCCCGUCCUGAUCGGCAGCUCGCAGGGGGGCGUGAACAUUGAGGACGUGGCGGCGGAAAAUCCUGACGCCAUCGUGAAGGAGCCCAUCGACAUUGUGGAGGGCAUUAAGAUGGAGCAGGCUGUCAAGGUGGCUCAGAAGAUGGGCUUCCCGCCGGCGCUGGUGAACGAGGCGGCGGAGAACAUGAUCAAACUCUACAACCUGUUCAUGAAGUACGACGCCUCCAUGCUCGAGAUCAACCCCAUGGUGGAGGACUCCUCCGGCAUCGUGAUGUGCAUGGACGCCAAGAUCAACUUUGACUCCAACGCCGCGUACCGCCAGAAGAAGGUGUUCGACAUGCAGGACUGGACCCAGGAGGACCCCCGGGACCGGCAGGCCGCCAGGGCCGACCUCAACUACAUCGGCCUGGACGGAACCAUCGGCUGCCUGGUGAACGGCGCAGGUCUGGCCAUGGCCACCAUGGACAUCAUCAAGCUCCACGGCGGCACGCCCGCCAACUUCCUGGAUGUCGGGGGAGGAGCCACGGCUCAUCAGGUGACAGAGGCCUUCAAACUCAUCACCUCUGAUAGGAAGGUUAUGGCGAUCCUGGUCAACAUCUUCGGCGGCAUCAUGAGGUGUGAUGUCAUCGCCCAGGGCAUCAUCAUGGCGGUGCUGGACCUGGACCUGAAGAUCCCCAUUGUGGUUCGGUUACAAGGGACGAGAGUGGACGAUGCUAAAGCUCUGAUCGCUGCCAGUCCACUGAAAAUCCUCGCCUGUGACGACCUGGACGAGGCUGCCAAAAUGGUUGUUAAGCUUUCUGAAAUCGUCUCGCUGGCUAAGGAAGCUCAAGUGGACAUCACCUUCCAGCUGCCCAUCUAAGAAAACCUGGACCUGUGAACCUCCCCUCCCCUACCUCCCCCCCGGACACACACACACACACACACCGACCGGUUUUCUUUCCACUUCCUGACACUGUGGCACGAUGGCACGACUCCGCUCAGACACGUUUCACUUUCCCGUCUCGUCUGACUUAUGUCGCACUCAAAGUCGAUACGCACAGAAAGAAAAGACGACCGGAGGUACGAGUGCGUGUUUUCAAUGUCUCGUCUCUACGUAAGAAUGUAACUAUAAAUAAAGAACCGGACUCGUUUGCCAUAAUCCGCAACUUUGUCCCAAGUAUUUUAACAAACAAACCGAGUCCGGGGAAAACGAACAAACGCUGCACGCGACGGUUUUAUAUAACGCAACGCGGUUUUACCUCCGAUGAGCUCGUCAGCUGUUCGCUGCGGGUCACAUGUACGUCGUGCCCGCCCCCUGAUCCGUUUGUGUGAGGUCAUACACCUGCUUUUUUCUUUUUCCUUUUUAGUGAAUGAAUUAUUCAGUGUCCCUGCUGUGGAAUCGUUAACUCCGUUAGCACGCUGUGAUUUUUUUCCCUGCACGUCUUUCGUCACGGCACGUGAGCGUCACGGCACUCGUGUUAAAGGGGGCGGGGACUGGAUGUGAGAGGUUCAGCCUGACGCUCAGGAGUCACCGUCGGGAGUUCCGACUCGCCGCUGCAGGUCUAUGUUUGAGGAAGUCGUUACUGUAGGAAAGUCUGGAUGUUAUUAACAGUUACAGCAGGAAAAGGAAACACUGGAGAUGACGCGUCUGUAUAUUUAUUUUCCUCGACUGUGUACAGUUGCUGCUUCUACAUGUUCAAUCUGCUAUCAUGCCACAGGCUCUUCCCCCUGUAUGUAACGUCGGAGUCGAGGCGGCGUCCUCGCAGCAGAACCGAAAAAUACUUGCAGUUGUGUCCUCUUCUUCCUCUUCCUCUUCCUCUUCCUCCAGCGCUCCAAACACAAGCCGACAUUUUGAGUUGUAUGUCAUUGACUAUAUCAUGUAAAUAACCAAACGGAUGUUCUCCCGCUGUAAAAUAUUUAUGCUCCUCAAGGAGUCUGACAAAGGACAAAAAAAAAUAAAUACAGAGAACAUC